Molecule: messenger RNA, 2352 nt
Organism: Laccaria bicolor S238N-H82
Lineage: Eukaryota; Fungi; Basidiomycota; Agaricomycetes; Agaricales; Hydnangiaceae
Exons: 5
Coding region: 1-2352 (783 amino acids)
Source: RefSeq, a predicted model, not a curated record
AUGGAUAGCAACGUCCGAACUGUCAGAUCCUUCAAGAAGUUGAAGCCAAUCCCUGAAAUACCCGAAGCUCCAGCGUUUAUCACACCCUUCCUGCCAUCUCCGUCGAAUUCUCUUCUUCCAACAUCUCAAAACGACCAACACGGGUCUUCGCAUACUACAUCUCUAAUUCCUGGCUCCCCAUUUCACAAUCCUGGCUCCCUUGGCGGAUCUUUGAGCCAACCUCAACUGAUCAAACCUCCCGAAAGCAACGCACAGAAGCUGUCAUCGAAGUUUGAGCGAAUGGAAACGUUUCUGAAGGACUCUGGAUUUGAUUCUGUUGGCAAGUUUUUGAAGAUAUUGUUCUACAAUCCCAGCCACCUCUCUGGGGAAUCUGACCCUCGAGGCACUUGUCACGUGAAGGCUGUUUCUCGUUUUCUCCAGGGAAGAAAUAAGGUCAAGAUGUCGGACAUCAUUUCCCUCAUCUACAAGCACAAACACAGCGCGCCUUCACCGGCUUCACCACUUUAUUCUGAGCGCCAUGCGUUGUUCUCGCCUUCUGUCUCUCCUGGGGAAAUCUUCCACGCUCGUCUGUCUUUGUUCUCAUGGGCAACAAAUCUUGUUGCCGAUCAUGUUCACCAUGAGAUAUAUGCGCUUACUGCCAAGGACGACAACACACAGCUUCGAGCUUCGACAAAUGGCCGUUGCAUGGAUCGUGUUAAUGUUGUAACCUGGGAGGCUCUCGGGAGAUUUAGUAUUUCUGCUCUCUGCGAGAAAUACAAGGCUCGGGCACCUGUUUCUUGGUACCUCACCGAGUCAAUGACUGCCUCCCGCAAGAAUGGUAUUGUCAUUUUAAAGAAGCGAUGCCCACAUCCGAUAGUUCAAGUCGGCGCUAUCAGCUCGUUCAUUUUAACACGAAACCACUAUGCAAAUGGAGAUCUCGCGAUGGUUUUGGGUAUUUGGCAUUUUGCAGCCAAAUCCCAUGUCGAUGUCAAGCGCGUUUACAGCCGAUUUGGAAAGAUCAUUAGCGAUACAACCGCACGCAAGGCUCUCGACUCUAUGACAGGUUCAAGCCUUGCUAUUCUACAGGCUUCCGUCAAGGCCGCAACUGAACGAGGAGAGACGGAGUGGUGCGUUGUCUUGGAUAACGUCCAAGAGUACUGUCCGGUAUAUGAAGGAGGUAUCGCUCGCCAAAGUAUACUCAAAGUUGGGACUGCAGCAACCGCAAUACGCCUCGAUGAUUGCAAACCUGGUUCUUUUGACUUACAGAGUCAUCUUGCAUGCGUCGCUCAGAAAAAACGGAAGACUAUGACCGUUGAAACUCUCAGGAACGACAUUGAUUGGACUCAUCCCAUUGCAAAGCAUCGCAUGCGCGAAGGACGAAAGACUGUUGUACAACCGUUAGGAACCAAUGCCGAAAGAGAGACUGAGACUCAAGGGAUGGCGCGAGCAAUCAUGGACUUUGAUGAACAGAUGGGUAUUGACUCAAGAGCGGCGGAUCGACUUCUCUCUUGGAAUGGUGGCGACGGUGCUUCGUAUGCGGCAGCCCUUUGCCUACAAAAAUAUUUGUGUUCUAUUCCAGAUAAUCACAAGUCAUUCCGAAAUCGCAUCUCUACGCCGGAAAUUUGGCAUUCAAAAGCCACAAUGGUCAACUCGAUUGCCGCAAAUCAUUAUGGGCCAGCAACCUCGCAAGAUCCUUCAUCUCUUUCUCGAUGCUCAGGUGCCGCUGGUUUCAAACGACCAACCAACCUUAAUAGCUGUGACUACUACCCCACUGUGAGAAGUAUGACUUUAAUCUGGGAGGCACAAGUUCUCGAUUGUUGGAGAGUAUUUCUCGAGGCGAAAUCAGAUCUUCUUUCGCAUUUUGCCAACCUAGAAGAAAAAAAGGAACUGCCUUCCCUUGAAACCAUAUUAAUCCAAGCAGAUAUUCUUGUGAGGCGUUAUGCAUCGCAAGAUGCAUAUGAACAGGCGCUCUCUCUUCUUGAAUCGAAGGAUGCACCAGAUCGUAUGAAAGUUCCCUUCCAUGCUCCCAUCUCAAAUAUCAGGUCGUUGGACAUUGCGAUGGAUAUUUCACAGGCUGCUCCACCAGCUCUUCCAACUGAGGAUGUUCCAAAGGUCCACCACGAGGCGGAUAAAUUUGACGGCGAUUGGGUUCUUGCUAACAGCAUUCUCUUUCUCCAGGAUUUCGGCUGGUGGACUGAGAUUUCUUAUGCUGUUCCAGAGGGGGAUAUUGGACGUGUAUUUGAGAUAUUGAAGGUGCAAUCUGGAUAUUUAGCUUUGCUGGAUCAUCUCAUCAAAACUACGUGCACUAUCUUCUGGAAGUGUACUGUCUUCUGCGAUACGAGGCCUCUCAAGAUCUUCGUGACGCAAUUUUGA